AUGUUAUGCUAUGAUGCCAACGUCAAAUACCUGUGGCCCUUCAUCUUGUUCCUGUUAGUUGUAGCUCCCGGCGGGGUUGCUGCCGCCGACCGGUUUGGUUUGCCGGAGCGGGACACUCCUACGCACCUGAACUUCUUCCGGUCGGCAUUGCGGGGGAGGCAAAGAGUUUUGUCAUGUGCCGACGAUCCUAACGUGUGUGUGGAUCGCGGGAAGAACCCAUGGGGAGGCAGCACAUGUUGCUUCAGGAAAUUCUGCAAGGAUACCUUGAGGGAUUCGGACAAUUGUGGGGCAUGCGGGCAGACAUGUGCUUAUGGAUUUGUUUGUUGCGAUGGGAAGUGCGUUGAUCUUCGAAAUGAUCCACGCCAUUGUGGUUCUUGUUUUCAGGAGUGUCCUGGACAAGGUAGGUGCUCCUUUGCAAUGUGUGAUUAUAGUGGAUGA
This is a messenger RNA of Populus euphratica (Euphrates poplar), 438 nucleotides long. RefSeq lists its product as uncharacterized. The coding region runs from base 1 to 438 and encodes 145 amino acids. The record is from RefSeq and is a predicted model, not a curated record. The transcript has a single exon. Lineage: Eukaryota; Viridiplantae; Streptophyta; Magnoliopsida; Malpighiales; Salicaceae.